Amphibalanus amphitrite is the source of this 1817-nucleotide messenger RNA. Its product is annotated as sulfotransferase family cytosolic 1B member 1-like. The transcript has a single exon. The record is from RefSeq and is a predicted model, not a curated record. Gene Ontology annotation, biological process: sulfation. Bases 198 to 1139 code for a protein of 313 amino acids. Gene Ontology annotation, molecular function: sulfotransferase activity. NCBI's taxonomy places the organism in Eukaryota, Metazoa, Arthropoda, Thecostraca, Balanomorpha, Balanidae. Gene Ontology annotation, cellular component: cytoplasm.
GUGAGAGGUGCCGCGCAGUGCUGGAUUCACCGCAGUGUGGCGCGGAGCGGAGUGAGGCAUCAGGCAUCAAACAUCCAUACCACGAAGUGAGCAGUGGCAGACGAAUGUGAUCUGGGUGAUUUGAAAAGCCAGCAGCUCCUGUCUAGCCAACGGAAAACUGAACCACGUUUGGGUAUAACAAACAGUACUGCAGAAUUAUGUCCGAGCCAGCAACAGCACCGGAAGAAAUUACCAUUCCAGAGGAUUGGGAGCCAAUGCCGAUCGAUCCCAACUAUACAGCUCCCGGUUUCCGCUUAUUAAAGUACUGUGGAGUGACACUAAAUAAUGUUCACCUCCAAUGGGGUAUCACGAAAUCGUUGGAGCAGUUUCAAGGCAGGCGUUCCGAUGUCAUCGUGGCCAGCUUUCCCAAGUCGGGCACCACUUGGCUGCAGGAAGUCGUGUGGCGUGUCACCCAUCACCAGCCAACGGCUGGCGAGAAAGGACCAAAGACCUGCUUGGAGUACCGAUUCCCUGUGCUAGAGUCACAGCCCCAGGAGAAACUCAUGGAUAUGGUGUCUUUGAGCGACAUGACGGACCAGAGAUUCAUAAAGACACACCUGCACUAUCAUAUAUUACCAGAAAGCGUCAAGACGAGCGGUGCCAAGGUGCUGUACGUACAUCGUGAUGCAAGGGAUGUCUGCGUUUCCUUUUACCAUUUCUCGAGGAUGUUGAAUAUCUACAAGUACCGCGGCUCAUUCGCAGAUUUCCGCGACAACUUCAUGCGCGGCGAAAUAGUGCACGGUCCUUACCGGGAGCACGUGCAGGGCUACCUGGAGCACUCCGACACUGUACUCUGUCUCACGUACGAGCAGAUGCACCAGGAUCGCGGCUCGGUCGUCCGUAAGGUGGCAGACUUCCUGGGAGUCUCCCUGAGCGACGCCGACGUCGACGAUAUCGUGAAGAACACCAGCUUCGAAGUGAUGAAGGCGAACCCGGACACCAACUUCCGGCAGUGGGAAGACAGUGGACUGGUGUCCGGCACCGAAGAAGGCACCUUCAUGAGGAAGGGGGUGGUUGGCGACUGGAGAAACUACUUCACUGAAGAGGAGAGCGAAGCCUUCUUGAAGUGGCGGAACGAAGAGGUCGCUCCUCUGAAUUAGCGCCUCCACAGGCCAGUGAAGAAAAGUGCGCAGAAACCAUUUAUCGGAAAUAUGUUUUAGCGUUACUAGAAUAGGUUAUUAGAGAGGGGAUGAAGAAAUUUUACUACUUUUAUCCAUGUAAUUUGUUGUUCUGGCUUAAAUAUAAGCGAGAUACUCUCUCAAGCCGUAUAUUGUAUUGUGCUAAAAAUGUUUGCGCUGGUAUAAUGUGAACAAGAAUGUGUUACUUUUAUCGUUGGCGACUUUUAAAAGGGUUUUUGAAGAAAUAUGCAUGCACAGAUAACCCCAUCGCAACCUGCAGCUUGCAAGUCAUAAUAAACAUUUCCAAUAAACUGUAGCUUCAAAUAAAUAUAUAUUUACUCUUAAUAGCUUCACGAGAUGACAUUGCUGUGAAAUGAAACAAGAUGCAGGACAAUGUGAACAAUGAUCGAUGCCUUGACGUCGGACUUGGACGUGUCUCACGCUGAAUCUCGCGCUUCUACAACUUCUAGCGAUCCGAAGGUUCCUUCAAAGGUUACUCCAAUAUCUCCAAUGUCUACGCAAUGGAUGAACACAAUGCACAUUGCACAUGUACACUCAAUGAUUUUUUACACUCAUAAAACAACAUAGGAACAUGACACCUCGACCACCCUCCCAGCAGCCAUUUUCUUUUCAACGGGCUUCUUUGCUGUGAUCUUCUUC